AUGACGCUCUUGGGCAAGGACGCGGACCCGGCCGAGGUGACUGUCCAUGCGACGGGCCUCUCUUCGUCCCCGCCAAAAGUGUUGGCCGAACGACAGCAGCACGUGAGCGUCGGUCAAAUGCUCCAGCGCCAACACCGCGGCUCGGUCAGCGACUUGGAGCCCGUUGCGGCAGUAACAUCCAGCGGCACCGUCGCCGACAUCAAGAAGGCAGAGCCGGCACCCACACCCGUCAUCACGCCCUCCGUCGUCCCCAAGCUCACGGACCACGUCCGCAACUUUCGUCAAGUGCUUCAGGAGCUGGUCGCGCAAGGGGCCAUUGUCACCAACAACAAGGCGCUGUACACGCAGCAAGGCAACUUGGCGUUCUACACGCGGAAAAACGUCACUCGGCGUCUGCAGCUGCGCCGACACCCGGAGCUCAUUCGGCUCAGUAAGCUGUUUUGGGCGACCGUGGUGCCGUCGAUGGUCGAGACCAUGGACUUUCACCGCUACGAGCAAAUUUUUCUCCGGAUCCACAAGGUGCUUGCCAAGAUCUACCGCGUCGAAGCCGGUGCCAUCAACCUCGAGGACGACUGGCGACGCGACACGAACGGCAAUUGCCGAGGCUUGAGCUACGAGCUCUUCCACGCGGCACUGUUUGAAACCAUUGAUAUUUGGUGCAACUCGGUCAAGGUCCAAGAUUACAUCAAUCUUUUGGCGUCGCUUCUCGAUGGUAUCACGCGCCUGAACAAGGAAGACAGCGCCUUUCUCAAAUCCCUUCGAGACAUUCGUGCACUCGAUACAAAAGCUCGGCCGCUCUCAGCACCGUCGGCGCGAGCUAAAUCCACGUCACCGAUCAAACCGAUUGCUGAAGAGGCACCGUUUCUGAAGAAAAUCAAGCCCGAAAAGACCCCACCCCCCAGUGCCCCCCGACGGCCGUCCAAGUCGCCCACCAAGCCACCGACGUUGCAUCACGGCUACAACAGCAGCAUCGUAUACGUCGACAUCAAUGGCCACGCGAUACCACCCAUCAACUUUGAGUUUGACGUGGACCAUCCGCCGCUGCCGCGCCCGCACUCGCCACUGCGAACACGGCCAGCGGUUCGCCUCGGACUCUCGUCGCCGCGACUGCCCGAAACCAUCGAGAUGGACGUCGAAGGUCACUGCGUCGAGACGAAGAGUGCGGAUGCACCACGCCGCGUCGCCACGUGGCAGUACGAAGAAAAAUCAAACGUCGAGCGGCUGGCCGAGUGCACGUCGUCGCCGCUCAAAGGAGCGAUUUUGUUUUCACCCUCCACGUACCCGAUCGAGCACCGCUGGAUCAAGCGCAGCCAAGCCCGCGCCUUGCACGAGCUCAAAAAGACGCACGAUGACGCGCCGCUCUACGACUAUUUUCACACGUCGCCACCCCACGAAGACGAGCGUUUGGUGCGAGAGCUCGACCAUUAG
Molecule: messenger RNA, 1428 nt
Organism: Saprolegnia parasitica CBS 223.65
Lineage: Eukaryota; Oomycota; Saprolegniomycetes; Saprolegniales; Saprolegniaceae
Exons: 8
Coding region: 1-1428 (475 amino acids)
Source: RefSeq, a predicted model, not a curated record